Salarias fasciatus (jewelled blenny) is the source of this 13611-nucleotide messenger RNA. RefSeq names its product low density lipoprotein receptor-related protein 2b (gene lrp2b). Gene Ontology annotation, molecular function: protein binding; calcium ion binding. The transcript has 77 exons. The record is from RefSeq and is a predicted model, not a curated record. Bases 1 to 13611 code for a protein of 4536 amino acids. NCBI's taxonomy places the organism in Eukaryota, Metazoa, Chordata, Actinopteri, Blenniiformes, Blenniidae. Gene Ontology annotation, cellular component: plasma membrane; signaling receptor complex.
AUGGGCCUUAAAGGUCUUCAGCUGCUGCUUUUCGUCCUGCUGUGCCACAGGAUUCAGCUUGUUCGAGGAGCUUGUGACAGCGAUGAGUUCCAGUGCAGCAAUGGACAGUGUAUAGAUGCAGACUGGAGGUGUGACGGCACCAAAGACUGCACAGACGACUCAGAUGAGCUCAACUGCCCUCCCCCAGAAUGCACCUCACAGGAGUUCAAAUGCGUGACGAGCGGCGAGUGCAUCUCGGCAGACUUCGUCUGCGACGGGGAGGACGACUGCGCCGACGGCUCUGAUGAACAGAGAUCCUGCGCUGGACAGACCUGCACCACAGACCAGUUCACCUGCCAGGAGGGCCAGUGCAUCCCCAGCGUCUACAGAUGUGACCACGUGAACGACUGCGUGGACAACUCCGACGAGAACAACUGCAACUACCCGACCUGCACUGAGAAGACCUGCGCCAAUGGGGCCUGUUACAAGCACUCCCAGCACUGCAACGGUCGGCCCGACUGCAGAGACGGCUCUGAUGAGAGCAACUGCACUAUUCAACACUGCUCAACUCACCAGUUCGAGUGCGCGAACGGUUACUGUAUCCCACUUGCCUUUCGGUGCGACCAUUGGGACGACUGCUCGGACGGCAGUGAUGAGCAGGGCUGUGAUUACCAGAGCUGCAAUGGCGAUCAGUUCACCUGUACCAGCGGCCGCUGCAUCCCUCAGAACUGGGUGUGCGACAAGUUCAACGACUGCGGCGACUACAGCGAUGAGAAAGGAUGUGAGAGCGACUCCCGGGACUGUUACCCCGGUGAGUGGGGUUGCCCCGGAACAACGAAGUGCAUCCCACUGGACAAAGUGUGCGACGGCAAAGCUGACUGUCCCGGAGGGACGGAUGAGACAAAUUCAACAGCCCAGCAAACCUGCAGUGUGGAUCGCUGCUCCACCUUAAGUUGUGAAUACCGCUGCAGCAUAUCUCCUCAGGGUGGGACAUGUUACUGCCCCGAUGGCUAUAUCGUAGCCAAUGACAGCCGCUCCUGUGUAGACUAUAAUGACUGCCAGAUCUGGGGAAUCUGCGACCAGCUGUGUGAGGACCGCGUUGGGUCACACCACUGCAGCUGUGCCGACGGAUACGUCAUGGAACAGGGUCAUCUUUGCAGAGCCAAUGUUUCAGGCGGAAUACCGCAGCUCAUUUACACCAACGGGGGAGACGUCAUGAUAGCAGACAUACACGGGCGCGCUGCCAGAACGCUGGCGUACGCCCGGGGUCGGGGUUAUGCGGUGGCGGUCGCCUACCACUGGCUCAGCGACACCGUCUUCUGGAGUGACACCUCCACCAACAAGGUUUAUUCUGUCAACUCUGUGGGUGAAAUAAAGGAAGUUUUGACCGCCGCAGUCAAAAGUGUCCAGAAUCUGGCGGUGGACUGGGUCAACUUCAAACUUUAUGUCCUCGAGGCUUCGAUGGAGCGCAUUGACAUGUGUGACUUUGACGGAGGGAAUCGGGUCACGCUGGUGGCUGAAAACCUGGUGACUCCUCAUGGCCUUGCUCUGGACCCGACCGUGGGAUACAUGUUUUUCACUGACAUGGGCAGCAGUAAGGAGGAGACCAAGCUGGAGCGAGCCUUCAUGGAUGGAAGCAAUCGUCUGGAGCUGGUGAAAAGCGGGCUCGGCACGCUGACAGGAAUCACCCUGGACAUUGUGACCAAGAGGGUCUACUGGUCCGACAGCCACUUCGACACAGUGGAGACCGUCACAUACUCUGGUUUGGACAGGAAACUCGUCCUCAACGGUGCAUUGCAGUCCCCAUAUCCUUUUGGGAUUGCAGUGUUUGAAAACCAUGUUUUCUUCACUGAUCGGGCUAAAAUGGGGGUGAUCCAGGCCAAUCGUUUCAAUGGCAGCGAUUACAGACUUCUCUAUCGUACCGCCAACAUGCCAGGGCAUAUUGCUGUAUCGCACCGCGUCCUGCAGCCCAUUGUGAAGAACCCCUGCGGUAAACACAAUGGAGGCUGCCAGCAGAUUUGCGUGUUGAGCCACCGCACCGACAACGAUGGGUUGGGCUACCGAUGCAAAUGUCGCCACGGUUACGACCUACAAGCCGACCGUCAGACCUGCUUCAAGGUGAAGGACUACCUGCUGCUGGCCACGUCUCUGGGGAUACGGGGCAUCCCACUGAACAUCUCCCUCCAAGAAGACGUCACCCUGCCCCUCACGGGGCUGGGAUCUACUAUGUCUGGCUCUGCGGUGGAGUUUGAUUCCAACGAAGAGUCCAUUUUCUUCAACGACAGGUCCAGAGGCCUUGUCUACAAGUCAGACCUCGAAGGCACUGUUCAGGAGAUCUUGACAGGCUCCCAAGUGGGAAUAGUGGACGCCAUGGCCUACGACUGGACCUCCAAGGUUUUGUUUUGGACCUCGAGCACCUAUGGUGCAGUGGUUGCUUUCAAGGUUACAGACAAGUCCAGGCGGAACAUUGUAACUGGUCUGAGGUACCCCAAAGGGAUUGCAGUGCAUCCUAGUGCUGGUUACUUGUUCUGGUCUGACUGGUAUCGUCCAGCAGUCAUAAUGAGAGGCUACACCGAUGGCAGUAAUGCCAUCCCUCUGGUCAACACCACCCUCGGCUGGCCGUACGGACUCGCCCUUGAUUACUCGAUGGAUCGGCUGUAUUGGGUGGAUUCCCUCCUGGAUCAGGUCGGUUCCAUUCGUACUGAUGGAGGCGACAGGCAGAUGUUUACCAAUAUCGGCCAGAUCACUCAACCCUUCUCCUUGACGGUUUAUUCAGACUACCUGUACAUAUCUGACACAAGAACCAAAGGAAUAUUUCAGAUGAGGAAGAGAGACGGAGGAGGGAACACGAUCAUCAGACAGGGAGUCACCGGUAUCAUGAAUAUCAAGGCCUACACAGCUGACUUACACAGCACCGUCAAAAGCCGUUGUAACACGGUGGCCAACGGACUUUGCAGCCACUUCUGCUUCCCGACCCCCAACUACAAUCGAGUGUGUGGCUGUCCCUACGGCAUGAAGCUGGGAACCAAUCAGAGGGACUGCAUCAAGGACGACUCCGUUCCGCCGCCGCAGAACUGCAGUAGCAACACCUUCGAAUGCGACGGGGGACGCUGCAGGCCCAACUCCUACCGCUGCGACGGCUACAUCGACUGUGUAGAUCAGAGCGACGAGGCCAACUGCACUGAAACAGGAGCCACCUGCUCUCCGACCGCCUUCACCUGCGACAACAGGCACUGCAUCCUCUCCAGCUGGAAGUGCGACGGCCACGACGACUGCGGAGAUGGCUCCGAUGAGGCGAACUGCCCGACCAUGACACCCCCCACCUGCGGGCCCAGCGACUUCACCUGCGACAACAAGAAGUGUGUUUCUAACAAGUGGCUGUGUGACGGUGACAACGACUGUGGCGAUGGCUCGGACGAACACAACUGCAAUGGAACCAUCACUACAUGCCUACCUGGCUUCUUCCUGUGUCCGGACCACCGCUGCAUCUCCGACUUCUAUGUGUGCGAUGGAGACCAGGACUGCCUGGACGGCUCUGAUGAGAAAAACUGCGUGUUUUCCUGUGAUUCAUCUCAGUUUGCCUGUGCCAGUGGGGACCAGUGCAUCGGUAACCUAUACCGCUGUGAUGGAGUGUUUGAUUGCCGGGAUCAUUCUGAUGAGCAGGGCUGUCCCAGUCGAGGCCCGGGCCUCUGCCACACCGACGAGUUCCAGUGCCAGACAGACGGCGCCUGCAUCCCGGACAAGUGGGAGUGCGACGGCCACCCAGACUGCGAGGACGGAUCUGACGAGCACAACACCUGCCCGGCCGUCACCUGCGGACCCCAGUACUUCCAGUGCACCAACAAGAUCUGCAUCCCCACAAACUGGCUGUGCGACGGCGACAACGACUGCCGCGACAUGAGCGACGAGCAGAACUGCCCCACGCCUCCGUACAGCUGUCCCUCCGGACAGUGGCAGUGCCCCACUGACCAGGUGUGCAUUGCCCUGGACAAGUUGUGCGACGGGCAGCGGGACUGUCCCAAUGGAGCAGACGAGUCACCCAUCUGCAACCAAGACGACUGUGCCCUGAACAACGCUGGCUGCAGCGACGGGUGUGUGCAAGGGCCGUUUGGGGCUCAGUGCACCUGCGAAUCGGGAUAUCAGCUCCUGAACGACUCCAAGACGUGUGAAGACAUCAACGAGUGCCUGAUCCCUGGGUUCUGCAGCCAGCAGUGCUACAACGAGAGAGGAACCUUCAGGUGCCUUUGUUCAGACGGAUACAUGCUUGAGCCCGACGGACGCACAUGCAAAGCCAAAAACCCCAUAUCGGCGAUACUUCUGGUUGCCAAACGCAGCCAGAUCAUCGCCGACUGGGUCAACAGGAGACCCCCCAUAAUUCACCCAGUGGUCACUGGCUCGGGCAUUGUGAGCGUUGACUUCGACCGUGCGACGUCCAAAAUCUACUGGGCCGACGCUUCGCAGAAGAAGAUAUGGCGCUCCUACGGGAACGGCACUGAAAAACAAGAGCUGUUGUCUGGGGGCGUCACUCCAGAGAGUAUUGCGGUGGACUGGGUGGGCCGGAACCUUUACUGGACCGAUUCCAUCCUGGAGAACAUUGAGGUGUCCACUUUGGACGGCGGCUUCCGGAAGGUUCUACUGAGUGACAAUGUCACCAAGCCACGCGGACUCGCUUUAGACCCUCGUAACCACACCAACUUGAUGUUCUGGUCAGACUGGGGUCAGAACCCCAGGAUUGAGCGAGCUAGCAUGGAUGGACUCGUGAGACGAGUCAUUGUCAGCACAAAGCUCUACUGGCCCAACGGCCUGGCCUUGGACUACACCACAAACAGGAUCUACUUUGCUGAUUCGUACCUUAAAUAUAUCGACUACUGCGACUACGACGGCGCCAAUCGCCAUCAAGUCAUGGCGAGUGAAAUGACUCUCCAACACCCACACGGCAUGACCAUCUUCGAGGACACCGUCUACUGGUCUGAGCGAUACACCAGCAAAGUGAUGAGCACCAACAAGUUCCACGGUGGCAACGUCUCCAUCCAGAUCAGUGGCGUGUACCAGCCCAUGGGCCUCGUCAUGGACCACGCCAUCAAACAACCUCAAGCUCUGAACCCCUGCAGUGAUCAUCCGUGCAGCCAGCUGUGCCUCCUGUCAGCCAUGAGGCCGAGAUACUACAGCUGCCACUGCCAGUCUGGGUGGAAGCUGCAGGAUGACAGAGUCACCUGUGUGCAAGACACAAGUCCCUUCUUGAUGGUGGUCAGGGACAGAUCCAUUUUUGGCAUUCCCUUGAACCCCAAUGACACUUCCAGCAACGCGAUGGCCGUAGUGGAUGGCAUUAGUCAAGGGAAGGACAUCGAAUUUGAUGAUGCAGAGCAAUACGUCUACUGGGUGCAAGGCACAAGCUCCAUUUGGAGAAUGAAAACCAACGGGACCAACAAAGCAAUGUUUGCUCCCAACGCGUACCUGGGCGCCCCCUACGGCCUGGCUUUUGACUGGAUGAGCCGGCUCAUGUAUUACACCAACCCCACGGCCAAAUCCAUUGAGGUUAUCCGUGUCGAUGGAUACCAGCAUUAUAGACAAACCCUCAUCACCUCUACUGGUAAACCCGAGGGAGUUGGACAACCCGUAGGAAUUGUCCUGGAUCCAGGCCGAGGGAAACUGUUUUGGACCGACAAAGGCGCAGACAAUGUUCCUGCUAAAGUCGGCAGUGGAUUCAUGGAUGGAAGCAACCUCACGGUGCUCUACACGGGCAACCUGGCUAACAUUGAGUUUAUCGCCGCUGACAUCUCUACUCAGAAACUGUACUGGGGCGUGUCUGGCUCCGGGGUGAUUGAGUGGGGCACCAUGGACGGAGUGAGCCGGUCCACUGUGGUCAGGGGGCUGUCGCACCCAUGGGGGCUGACCAUCUACAAGGAACACCUCUACUACUCCGACGCGGACUACGAGGUCAUCGAGAGAGUGGACAAAGAGACCGGCGCCAACAUGGUAGUGAUGAGGAGUGGCCUGUCUGGUCUGCGUGCCCUCAAAGUCCACGCCAGAGACGACUCGGCGGGCUCCAGCAACGCCUGCAGCUCCAACAACGGAGGCUGCGCCCACCUCUGUCUGCCCAGACCAGGAAACGGCAAGACUUGUCGCUGCACCACUGGCUUCUAUCUGGCGCAAGAUGGCUUCAGCUGUCAACAGUAUGAAUCCUUUGCUAUCGUCUCCACACCCAGCUUCAUCCGUGGCUACCACAUCAACAGCUCUGACCACUCCGAGGCCAUGGUGCCAGUUGGCGGAUCCUUUCUCAAAAAGCUGAACCGGCUGGACGUUCAUAUUCCAUCUGGAUUUGUGUAUUGGAGUGACAUCAGCUCCUAUUCUUUAUACAAGGGCAUCUUCAGGAUGAAAACAGAUGGAAGUUAUUCCAGCCAUAUUGUUAGUUCCGGAAUUGGAAAAAAUGGCAUUCAGGGCUUUGCUGUAGACUGGGUUGCAGGUAACUUGUACUUCACCAAUGCCUUUGAGGCCGAGACCUUCCUGGAGGUGCAGGCCCUCAACACCUCACACAGAAUGAUCCUGUUGAGGUCCUCUGAAGACCAGCCCCGCGACCUUGCGGUCAGCCCCAAACACCGCUACCUCUUCUGGACCGAUGGCGGCCAGAUGCCCAAGAUUGAGCGAGCCCUGCUCGACGGCACGAACCGCACGGUUCUGGCAUCGGAGAGCCUGGCGUCACCUCGAGGCCUGACCAUGGAUUACUCCACCAACUUCCUCUACUGGACAGAUGAUGUUCUUGAUAUGAUCUCGCGCAUGGCCAUAGAUGGCACAAAUCGGGAGAUUAUCCGGUAUGGGAGUCGGUAUCCGUCCCCAUCAGGAAUGGCCAUAUUUGGACACCACAUACUGUGGGUGGACAAUAAGGUUGGAAAGCUCUUCCAAGCCAGUAAUGAUCCGUCAGACACCAAGGAGCCAGAGGUGCUCCGAGAAGGCCUCGAAGGAGUGAUAGACGUUGCCGUCUUUGACCCUCACGUCCAGCCGACGGCCGCCCACCAGGUGGACUUCAACCCUUGCCGUGAAGACAACGGACGCUGUACGCAGCUCUGCUUUGCCAUCCCAAACCAGGAACAACCAAAAUGUGGCUGCGCACACGGGAAGCUCCUGAGUAACGGAGUCUCAUGCGGAUAUGGACUCGAAGAGUUUCUGAUCUUUACCACUGAUUACACAUUGAACAGUCUGAGAUUAGACCCGUCAGACCACAGCAUUCCCUAUCCGACUGUUAGUUUGGGCUACUACAUGAUGGCACUGGAUUACGACUUCUCCCAGAGGAGAAUAUUUUACACACAAUACAAGAGUAUAGGUCGGAGUGUAAUCGGCUACAUCUCCACAUCAUCCAUCACAAGCCCUGCUGUUAUUCUUGCCUCCGAUCUGGGCGACCCGGAAGGACUCGCAUACGAUUGGGUGCACAAGCGUAUUUACUUCACUGACUUAAACCAGAAAAACAUCCAGACCAUGGGGGUGGAUGGAAAGAACCGAACCGUGCUGAUCAAUGCAAACCGCCCCAGAGCCAUCAUCGUCGACCCGUGCUAUGGGUACUUCUACUGGACAGACUGGGGAACUCCAGCUAAGAUUGAGAGGGCCACGCUUGGUGGAAACUUCCGGACCGCCAUCAUUCAGACCGACCUGACCACACCCAAUGGCCUGACUAUUGACUACGAGGACAGGAUGCUUUACUGGGCUGAUGCUUCAAGAGACAGGAUCGAAAGGUCCACUCUGACCGGUGAAAACCGGCAGGUCGUUGUUCAGGGGGUCCAGAACCCGUUUGCGAUGACCGUCUUCGAACAGGACAUCUACUGGACGGACUGGUCCGAGAAGGCCGUGUUCCGGGCGAGCAAAGACGACGGUUCCGGCGUCAUUGUGCUGGCCCAGGAUCUGCAGUACCGACCGAAUGACAUUCAUGUUUAUUCCAAAGCCAAGCAGGAAGUUUGCUCCAGCUUCUGUCAGCAGUUCAACGGAGGCUGCAGUCACACCUGUGUUUCUGGUCCCGUGGGUCCAGAGUGUCAGUGCCCCCCAGGGAAGUGGUACCUCGCCAACAACGGCAAAGACUGCAUCGAAGACAAAGGCGAACGUUGCCAGGCAGACCAGUUCACCUGUCUCAAUGGCAACUGCAUCUCUCCGCGCUGGAAGUGCGAUGGCCAUAACGACUGCCAGGACAACUCAGACGAGCUCGAGAGAGUUUGUGCCUUCCACACCUGCUCAGCCAUGGACUUCACCUGCGACAACGGCCGCUGUGUUCCUCUCAGCUACACCUGCGACUACAGCGACGACUGUGGAGACAACAGCGACGAGAGGGGCUGCCCCUUCCCCACGUGCAACCCUACCACCGAAUUCACAUGCGCCAGCGGGCGGUGCAUCAGUGCCGACUUCGUGUGCGACGGCCAGAAUGACUGCCGGGACAACCAGACCUCGGAUGAAAUCAACUGCCCGGACCGAACAUGUCCCAGUAACCAGAUCAAGUGUGAGAACACCAACAUUUGCAUCUACCCUGGAAGUCUGUGCGACGGCUACAACAACUGUGGGGACAACAGCGACGAGAACCCUCUUUUCUGUGCGCAACGGACGUGCGAUGCAAAUGAGUUCAAAUGCGGUUCAGGAAAGUGCAUCCCUCAGUCUUGGGUGUGUGACACUGUCGAAGACUGCAGUGACGGGUCCGACGAGCCCUCUACUUGCGAGGUUGUAAUCAAAACCUGCAGUUCAAGCCAGUUCACUUGCACCAACGGGAACUGUAUCCCUCAGUCGAUGGUCUGUGAUGGAAACAGCGACUGCUGGGACAACAGCGACGAGGCUCCGGAGCUGCAGUGUGGCGAACGUACAUGCAGUCCCGACCAGUUUACUUGUCCCACCUGGUACCCAGGCCACCCGAAGUGCAUACCCAGAGUAUUUGUGUGCGACGGGAAUAGAGACUGUGCCAACGCAGCCGACGAGCUCCAGAACUGCCCCAAUCGAACGUGCCACCUGAACGAGUUCACCUGCGCCAAUGGGCUCUGCCUCGAUUUCCACUUCGAGUGCGACCGCGUCAACGACUGCGGGGAUGGCAGCGACGAGGUGGGCUGCAAGUACGACACCUGCAGCACCUCGCAGUUCACCUGCACCAACGGCGCCUGCAUCUUCGCCGGCUACGUCUGCGACGGGCAGAGCGACUGUCUGGACGGGUCGGACGAGGAAGACAGCCUGUGCAUCACGCCCCAGCCCACGUGUGCGCCCAACCACUACAUGUGCAAGUCGGGGCAGUGCAUCGAGAGCAGCAAGGUGUGCGACGGACAUAAGGACUGCACCGACGACAGCGAUGAGAAAGGCUGCGGAAUCAAUGAGUGUCUCAACCCGUCGGUCCACCAGUGCGCCCAGAUCUGCACAGACACCCUCACCAGCUACUACUGCUCCUGCAACCCGGGCUACAAGCUCAUGCCGGAUGGUAAAGCCUGCGAGGACAUCGAUGAGUGCGUCAGCACGCCCUCGGUCUGCAGCCAGAUCUGCGAGAACAGCUUUGGCUCGUACUACUGCAAAUGUGCCCCGGGGUACAUCCGGGAGCCCGACGGACGCACCUGCCGGCAGAACAGCGGCAUUUCUCCCUACCUGCUGUACAGCAACCGCUACUACAUCCGCAAAAUGAACACCGGCGGGUCGGAGCUGAGCAUCGUGCUGCAGGGGCUGAGCAACGUGGUGGCGCUGGAGUUUGAUAACGCUGAGAACAGACUGUACUGGGUGGACACCGGAGCUGGAAAGAUUGAGAGGAUGCGCUUUGACGGGAGUGGGAGGGAAACCCUUCUGGAUGAAAAAGUCGCCAGUGUGGAGGGUCUGGCCCUGGACUGGGUCGCCAGGAAACUCUACUUUGUGGAUGGGUUUUUUGGCUCGCUGCACGUGAUGGAGCUGGACGGGCGCUUCCAGAAGACGCUGCUGUCGGGACAUUUCAAAGAUGGAAAUCGGACCUAUAUUCUCAGCAAUCCUCGGGCAGUGGCGGUCAACCCUAAAUAUGGAUGGCUGUACUGGACUGACUGGGGCGACUCUGCAUACAUUGGCCGAAUCGGCAUGAAUGGAGAAAAUGCCAGCGCCAUUAUUACAACCAAGCUGGAGUGGCCCAAUGCUCUGACCAUCGACUACACCACCAACAAGAUCUUCUUCGCCGACGCCCAUCUGAACUUCUUGGACUUUGCAGACAUGGACGGUCAGAACCGGCACCGCGCCAUCGCCGGCUCACUCCCUCAUGUGUUUGCCGUUUCCCUGUUCGAGGACUGGGUCUACUGGACGGACUGGAACACACACUCUGUGGAGAAAGCACACAAAUACACUGGCGAGCAGCGCAUAAGCAUGGGCAACAACACACAUCGACCCUUUGACAUUCAUGUUCAGCACCCUUACCGGCAGCCUGCAAGUGAAAACCCAUGUCUGACCCAUCACCUGACCUGCAGCCACUUGUGUCUGAUCGCACCCGGCGGGGAGCAGGCUUCCUGCGAUUGUCCGGAUAACUUCAUCGGUGUGUCUGUGGGCUUCACCAUCAAGUGCAUCGCUGACUGCUCCAGCACUCAGUACCGCUGCGGGGACAAUGAAAAGUGCGUUCCUAUCUGGUGGAAGUGUGACGGCCAGUCGGACUGUAGCGAUGGCUCGGAUGAGCCUGAAACCUGCCCGCCUCGUGUUUGUCCCAUCGGCAUGUUCCAGUGCCAAGACGGAAACUGUACGUACUCCGGCUUCAUCUGCGACGGCCACCCGGACUGCCCCGACAGCUCGGACGAGGAGGCCGCCCUCUGCAGUGAUCACAGGUGUGAGGAUAACCAGUUCCAGUGUAAAAACAAGAUGUGCAUCCCCAUGUUCGCGCACUGCGACGGCGUGAGCGACUGCACGGACGGCAGCGACGAAGACCCAGAGACGUGCGCCCAGAAGACCUGCCAGCCCGGGUACUUCCAGUGCGCCAACGGCCGCUGCGUGCCGUCGAGUUACGUGUGCGACGUCCAGGAUGACUGCGGGGACAAGUCCGACGAGCCAUAUGACGUCUGCAUGGGUCCAGACCACAAGUGCGACGCAGACACAGAGUUUUCCUGCAAGACGAACUACCGCUGCAUUCCCCAGUGGGCCCGCUGCGACGGCAGCAACGACUGCAUCGACAACAGCGACGAGCAAGGCUGCGAGGAGGUGACUUGUGAUCCUCUGGGAGAUUUCCGCUGUGACAACCACCGCUGCGUUCCCAAGCGCUGGCAGUGUGACGGCUUUGACAACUGCGGUGACAAUUCGGAUGAGAGAAACUGCCAGCCGAGGCCGUGCUCAGAAAGCGAGUACAAGUGCGACAACAAGCAGUGCAUCCCUGGAAACUGGGUGUGUGACCAUGAGAACGACUGUGGGGACAACUCGGACGAGCGGGACUGCGACUUGUACACGUGCCGGCCGGGUUUGUUCCAGUGCGACUCGGGUCACUGCAUCCCCGCCGCUCUGGAGUGCGACGGCCGCGCCGACUGCCAAGACCUGUCAGACGAGACCAAAUGUCCCACUCGUUACCCAGGAGGCCGCUGGUGCGAGGAAAGCCUGUUCCAGUGUACAAACCACAUGUGUGUGAGCCAGAGCUGGGUGUGCGACGGUUUCGAUGACUGUGGAGAUGAAUCGGAUGAACAGCUGAGUUUAUGCUUAAAUGUCACCUGUGAGAUGCCGACCAAGUUCCGCUGCGCUAAUGGCUACUGCAUCUUCGCCGGCCAGCUGUGCAAUCAGCAGGACGACUGUGGAGACGGCAGCGACGAGGACGAGGAGCUCUGCCGCGAGCCCACGCUGCCGCCGUGCACGCUGCAAGAGUUCAAAUGCACAAACGGACACUGCGUGGCCCUGCAGUAUGUGUGCGACCACAACGACAACUGUGGGGAUCGCACCGACGAGAUGGGCUGCAAUUAUGGCCACGAUCGCAACUGCGAGGAGAAGCUUUGCCAGCAGGAGUGCACCAACCUGAACGGCACCGGCUUCAUCUGCUCCUGCAAGCCUGGAUACAGAGUGAACCCAGACAGCACCUACUCCUGCCUGGACAUCAAUGAGUGCGAGGUGUUUGGCACCUGUCCUCAGCUCUGUAAGAACACCAAAGGCAGCUACGAGUGUGACUGUGCUCCUGGCUACAGGAAAGUGGGCGACGGCACAAUGUGUGAGGCCGAAGGGGCGACUCCCAUGCUGCUUCUCCCCGAGAACAUUCGUAUCCGCAGGUUCAACCUUCAGACUGAGGAAUAUCACGACUACCUGGAAGAAGAGGAGCACAUCAUGGCGCUGGACUAUGACUGGGACCACAACAACACAGGAUACAGCAUGGUGUACUUCACUGUUGCUGGCACAGACUCCACACCAGGCGCCAUUAGGAGAGCAUACCUGCCUUCAGUAGAUGAUGGCAGCAAUAAUAUUGGCGCUUCAGUCGACCUCGGCAUUAAAUACAUCACCUCUCCAGAUGGCAUCGCUGUGGACUGGGUGGGCAGAAACCUUUACUGGGCGGACUCGACGGUGAAGAGGGUGGAGGUGGCCAUGUUGGAUGGGCGCUACAGGAAGCAUCUCGUGAAGACGGACCUCGGUUACCCGUCUGCGGUCGCCAUCAACCCUCGACUGGGGCUGCUGUACUGGGCAGACCGUGGAGAUACGCCCAAGAUCGAGUGCUCCUGGAUGGACGGUCAGAACAGAGAGGUCCUUGUCAGCGACGGCCUGGGCUGGCCCACGGGUCUGACGGUUGACUUCACCAAUGACGACAGGAUCUACUGGUCCGACUCCAAAGAAAACCGCAUCGAGUCGAUUCUGCCUUCAGGAGAGCAGCGGCAAACAUCCGUCUACAUAGACGUGAGAAACCCCUUCAGCGUGAACGUGUUCGAGGACGACGUGUACUGGAGCACGCAGGACAAAGGCGAAGUGUUUCGACAGAACAAGUUCGGCCAAGGAGACAAAGUCAAGCUGCUGACCGCUGGACCUUGGCUGACUCAGAUCUCAGUGUACCAGCAGCAGAGAUACAACUCCAUCAGCGUGAAGAAUCCGUGUAAAGGAACCUGCAGCCACCUGUGUUUGCUCCGGCCUGGAGGAUACACCUGCGCCUGCCCCGAAGGCACCGGCUUCGUCUCCGGCAGCAACACCGAGUGUGACGCAGGUUUUGAUCCCCUACCCACAAUGCCGCCACCGUGCCAGUGUCAAAACGGAGGGACCUGCUACUUCGACGACAACAAAGCUCUCUGCAUUUGUCCUUCAGACUGGGAGGGACAAUACUGCCAGACCAGCGUACACGACGUGGUCGCAACCUCAAUCGGGAUCGCCAUUGGAGUGACGGUGCUGAUCAUAAUCCUGCUGGUUGUUCUGGUUUGCUGUUGCAAGAGGAAACCUAACAUGGCGACAGGCCUGCGGAGCAAACUACCCAGCAUGCCCUCCAUGCCCACUAUGGCACGGUUCAGCCGCAAAGCAUCUAAAGAGGAACCGGAAACUGUCGUUGCAACACGACAGGAUUCAGAAGUGAUUCCCUGCACGUCUGUGACCAUGAUGGGUCCGGACAAGAGCUUCGAAAAUCCAGCCUACGAUUCGGAAGGAAAGCCCACCUGGAAGCGCACGGCGACGGCCACCGCCGCCCCUGCUGCAGCAGACAAGGUCAAUAAACAAGAAUCACUGCCGGCCUGCAGACCGUAUUGA